Messenger RNA from Chionomys nivalis (European snow vole), 9182 nucleotides. RefSeq names its product cyclin dependent kinase 13 (gene Cdk13). The transcript has 15 exons. The record is from RefSeq and is a predicted model, not a curated record. Gene Ontology annotation, cellular component: nucleus; cyclin/CDK positive transcription elongation factor complex. Gene Ontology annotation, biological process: transcription elongation by RNA polymerase II; positive regulation of transcription elongation by RNA polymerase II; protein phosphorylation. NCBI's taxonomy places the organism in Eukaryota, Metazoa, Chordata, Mammalia, Rodentia, Cricetidae. Gene Ontology annotation, molecular function: cyclin-dependent protein serine/threonine kinase activity; RNA polymerase II CTD heptapeptide repeat kinase activity; cyclin binding. The coding region runs from base 661 to 5253 and encodes 1530 amino acids.
GCCGGAGGAGCGCGGCGAGGGGGUGGUGCGGGGUGAGGCCCCGCCAGCCAGUCGCGUCGCCUUCCCGCAGGGAGAACGCGGAGCGAAGGGAGGGGCGAGCGGCGCGCGCGGAGCCCGCGUGGAGGGGCGGAGGACAGCGGGCCGCGCCCCCGCUCCGGAAACUGCGCGCAGUGCCCUCGGGGCGCGAGGCCCAGGCCCGUCCGAGCGCCGCGGGGUGUCGCCGCCGCCGCCGCCACAGGACGACGUGGACGCGCAGCGGCGGGCGACGGAGGCGUGCUGCGGUCGCGCCCACUGCCCUCCCGCGAGCUCGCUCGCCCCCGACGUCAGGACGAUGGAGUGAAGCGCGGCCCGCGGUGGCACUUCCGCGUUGCGCCGCCGGAGCCCGAGGCCGCCGCCGCCGCCGCCUGGCGCGGCCGGCUUUUCUGCUGCCGAGGACAGGAUCCUCCUGCGUCAGGCCCGGAGGCCGCUGCGCACACACCGCGACUGGACCCGGGGACGCGCGUCCCGACCCGGAUUAUCGUGGCGCGGCUCCCGGCCGGCCCUGCUGCUCGCUGCCCCCUCCGCCGCCGCUGCCGUCCCCCUUCCCGGCGGGGGACAUGGCCAGGGUCUGACCCCGGAGGAGGCCGCACCCUCGCCGCACUCUGCGGCGGACUCUAGGCGAUGCCGAGCAGCUCGGACACGGCGCUGGGGGGAGGCGGGGGCCUGAGCUGGGCCGAGAAGAAGUUGGAGGAGCGCCGCAAGCGGAGGCGAUUCCUGUCCCCUCAGCAGCCGCCGCUGCUGUUGCCGCUCCUGCAGCCGCAGCUCCUGCAACCGCCGCCGCCCCCGCCGCCUCUGCUCUUCCUGGCUGCCCCCGGCGCGGCCGCCGCCGCAGCCGCCGCCGCCGCGGCCUCCUCCUCCUGCUUCAGCCCGGGCCCCCCUCUGGAGGUCAAGCGGCUGGCGAGAGGCAAGAGGCGCCCGGGAGGGCGGCAGAAGCGGCGCCGCGGGCCCCGCGCCGGGCAGGAGGCGGAGAAGCGCCGGGUCUUCUCGCUGCCCCAGCCGCAGCAGGACGGCGGUGGCGGUGGCGGUGCCAGUAGCGGCGGGGGUGUGACCCCGCUGGUGGAGUACGAGGAUGUGAGCUCCCAGUCCGAGCAGGGGCUGCUGCUGGGGGGCGCCAGCGCGGCAACGGCGGCGACGGCUGCCGGGGGAACGGGGGGCAACGGCGGGAGUCCGGCCUCCUCCUCCGGCACGCAGCGGCGCGCGGAGGGGUCGGAGCGCAGGCCGCGCCGGGACCGCCGCAGCAGCAGUGGCCGCAGCAAGGAGCGCCACCGCGAGCACCGGCGGCGGGACGGGACGCGCAGCGGCAGCGAAGCCUCCAAGGCCCGCGGCCGCCACGGACACAGUGGCGAGGAGCGGACCGAGGCCGCCAAGAGCGGCAGCAGCAGCAGCAGCGGCGGCCGCCGCAAGAGCGCCUCGGCUACGUCUAGCAGCAGCAGCAGUCGCAAGGAUCGGGACCUCAAGGCCCAUCGCAGCCGGACUAAGUCGUCCAAGGAGCCGCCCUCGGCCUACAAGGAGCCGCCCAAGGCCUACCGGGAGGACAAGAGCGAGCCCAAGGCCUACAGGCGGCGGCAGCGGUCCCUGAGCCCGCUGGGAGGCCGGGACGAAAGCCCGGUGUCCCACAGGGCCUCGCAGAGCCUCCGGAGCCGCAAGUCUCCCAGCCCGGUGGGAGGUGGCAGCAGUCCUUAUUCCCGGAGGCUGGCGCGCUCUCCGAGUCCCUACAGCCGGCGCCGUUCGCCCAGCUACAGCCGCCACAGCUCCUACGAGCGGGGCGGCGAUGUGUCCCCCAGCCCGUACAGCAGCAGCAGCUGGCGGCGCUCGCGCAGCCCCUACAGCCCAGUGCUCAGACGGUCUGCCAAAUCUCGAAGCAGAAGCCCAUAUUCAUCUAGGCACUCAAGAUCUCGUAGCAGGCACAGAUUGUCUAGAUCUAGAAGUCGUCACUCAAGCAUUUCUCCUAGUACACUAACUCUCAAGAGUAGUCUGGCAGCUGAAUUGAACAAGAAUAAAAAGGCACGAGCUGCAGAGGCAGCAAGAGCUGCAGAGGCAGCUAAGGCUGCAGAGGCAGCUAAGGCUGCUGAGGCAGCUGCCAAAGCUGCAAAAGCCUCAAAUGCAUCUACCCCUACUAAGGGGAGCACAGAAACUGGAGCCAGUGCCUCACAGACAAACCACGUGAAGGAUGUGAAGAAACUGAAAAUUGAACAUGCACCUUCGCCCUCAAGUGCUGGGACCGCCAAAAGUGACAAAGUAAAGGCAAAGCCACCCCUUCAAGUAACAAAGGUAGACAAUAACUUGAUUGUAGAUAAAGCCUCCAAGAAAACAGUUGUUGGGAAGGAAAGUAAAGCUGCUGCUACAAAGGAAGAACCAGUAUCUACUACUAAAGAGAAAACUAAGCCACUUACACCAAGCAUAGGCGCUAAGGAGAAGGAGCAACAUGUGGCUUUAGUGACCUCUACAUUACCCCCGUUACCUUUGCCUCCCAUGCUGCCUGAAGAUAAAGAUACUGAUAGCUUAAGAGGCAAUAUUUCUGUAAAGGCAGUUAAAAAAGAAGUAGAAAAGAAACUCCGAUGUCUGCUUGCUGAUUUACCGUUGCCCCCCGAGUUACCAGGAGGGGAUGAUCUUUCUAAGAGUCCAGAGGAGAAGAAAACAGCAGCACAGUUACACAGCAAAAGAAGGCCUAAAAUAUGUGGGCCUCGCUAUGGUGAAAUCAAAGAAAAAGAUAUUGACUGGGGAAAACGCUGCGUGGAUAAAUUUGAUAUCAUCGGAAUUAUUGGAGAAGGUACUUACGGACAAGUUUACAAAGCCAGGGACAAAGACACUGGAGAAAUGGUAGCCUUAAAAAAAGUACGUCUGGAUAAUGAAAAGGAGGGCUUCCCAAUUACAGCGAUUAGAGAAAUUAAAAUUCUUCGGCAACUCACCCACCAGAGUAUCAUCAAUAUGAAGGAAAUAGUGACGGAUAAAGAAGAUGCUUUGGAUUUUAAGAAGGACAAAGGUGCAUUUUACCUGGUAUUUGAAUAUAUGGACCAUGAUCUGAUGGGACUACUGGAAUCAGGCUUGGUUCAUUUUAAUGAAAAUCAUAUAAAAUCUUUUAUGAGACAGCUCAUGGAAGGCCUGGAUUAUUGUCAUAAGAAGAACUUUUUGCAUAGAGAUAUUAAAUGUUCAAAUAUCCUUCUAAAUAAUAGAGGACAAAUAAAGCUUGCAGAUUUUGGACUUGCUCGUUUAUAUAGCUCAGAAGAAAGUCGCCCGUAUACUAACAAGGUCAUUACGUUGUGGUACCGUCCACCUGAACUGCUCUUGGGAGAAGAACGAUAUACACCAGCUAUUGAUGUAUGGAGCUGUGGAUGUAUCCUUGGUGAACUCUUCACUAAAAAGCCUAUAUUUCAAGCAAAUCAGGAACUCGCACAGCUAGAGCUAAUAAGCCGUAUAUGUGGGAGUCCUUGUCCUGCAGUGUGGCCUGAUGUAAUCAAACUGCCAUAUUUCAACACCAUGAAACCAAAGAAGCAAUAUCGGCGAAAGUUAAGAGAAGAAUUUGUUUUUAUCCCUGCAGCUGCGCUGGACUUAUUUGAUUACAUGCUUGCCUUGGAUCCCAGUAAGCGGUGCACUGCUGAGCAGGCUCUUCAGUGUGAAUUUCUACGAGAUGUGGAACCCUCCAAAAUGCCUCCGCCAGAGAGGUUUUUGCACGCUGAGGCAAUGCACCAUAGUAAGAUGGCUGAGAGCCUUCCUUUGUGGCAAGAUUGUCAUGAAUUAUGGAGUAAAAAGCGAAGAAGACAGAAACAGAUGGGCAUGACUGAUGAUCUUUCUACAAUCAAAGCCCCCAGAAAGGAUCUGUCUCUGGGCUUAGAUGACAGUAGAACUAAUACACCCCAGGGUGUGCUGCCUCCUGCACAAUUGAAAUCUCAAAGCAACUCAAGUGUAGCACCUGUAAUAACAGGCCCCGGACAGCCGUUAAACCACAAUGAAUUGGCAAUUCUUCUAAACCUACUACAAUCUAAAUCAAGUGUUAAUAUGGCUGAUUUUGUCCAAGUGUUGAACAUUAAGGUAAACUCUGAGACUCAACAGCAGCUAAAUAAAAUAAACCUUCCUGCUGGAAUUUUGGCAACAGGUGAAAAACAGACAGAUCCAUCAACACCACAACAGGAGUCUUCAAAAUCAUUGGGAGGAAUUCAGCCUUCACAGACCAUCCAGCCUAAAGUGGAAACUGAUGCUGCCCAGGCUGCUGUGCAGAGUGCUUUUGCAGUUCUCUUGACUCAGUUAAUAAAGGCUCAGCAGUCAAAACAGAAAGAUGUCAUGCUAGAAGAGCGGGAAAAUGGAUCAGGACAUGAAGCUCCUUUACAACUCAGGCCACCUCCAGAACCCAGCACUCCGGGAUCUGGGCAAGAUGACCUCAUCCAGCACCAGGACAGGAGGAUAAUGGAGUUGACACCAGAACCAGACCGGCCUCGAAUUCUGCCCCCUGAUCAACGACCUCCUGAACCUCCUGAACCACCACCAGUCACUGAUGAGGACCUGGAUUAUCGGACAGAAAACCAGCAUGUACCCACCACUAGUUCUUCACUAACCGACCCUCAUGCUGGAGUGAAGGCAGCCCUCUUACAGCUGCUUGCUCAGCAUCAGCCCCAGGAGGAUCCCAAAAGAGAAGGUGGUAUUGAUUAUCCCACAGGAGACACAUAUGUGCCCACUUCAGACUAUAAGGACAACUUUGGAUCUGCUUUCUCUGCCGCUUCUUAUGUUAGCAGCGAUGGUCUAGGAAGUAGCUCUGCUGCUGCACCGUUGGAACCACGUAGUUUCAUUGGGAACUCAGAUAUUCAGUCUUUGGAGAACUACAGUACUGCUUCAUCUCACACUGGUGGCCCACCUCAAGCUUCUGCCUUUUCCGAGUCAUUUCCCAGUUCAGUAGCUGGAUAUGGAGACAUUUACCUCAAUGCUGGUCCCAUGUUGUUUAGUGGAGACAAGGACCAUAGAUUUGAAUAUAGCCAUGGUCCUAUCGCAGUCCUCACAAACAGCAACGACCCUUCCACAGGGCCAGAGAGUACUCAUCCCUUGCCAGCAAAGAUGCACAACUAUAACUAUGGUGGUAACUUACAGGAAAACCCAGGUGGCCCUAGCCUCAUGCAUGGGCAGACCUGGACUUCUCCUGCCCAAGGACCUGGAUACUCACAAGGAUACAGAGGACACAUUAGCACAUCAGCUGGCAGAGGUCGAGGCAGAGGGUUACCAUACUGAGUAUCUUGUUUUUCCUCAGGCACAUCAUUUUUAUCUGGAAAGACUUUUCUAGCUGCAAUUUCAGGCAGCAAUCCAAGAGACUUGAAUAAUAUUAAUUCAACAACAGCUUUAUUUUUAUGUGGAAAAGGGUCUUGCAUACAAUAGUGAAAAACAAAAACAAAAAAAACUUCGCUUAAUUUCAUGCUGUUCUUAAAACUAGCUCUAUUGAUUGUACAUCGUCACAGAUUUUAGUUAACAGUUUUAUUUUGUAUUCUUGCAGUUUUAAGUGGAUGCUAACAUUAGGGACAUAAUGUUUUUAUGGCCCUGUUGCAGAUCUUCUGAACUAUGCACACUUGUGCUUUUUUUUUGUAAGUUUGGACCAACUUUUAUGUAACAACCAACCCUUUCCCUCACCCUUCCAGUUUUACAACAAUCAGAAAGGGCACUGAUUUAUUUGGUAUUUUCUUUUUACAAAGCUACCUUUAGUCAAAGGUCACUGUCAGUCUUUGCACCUGCUUUCAGUGUUAUUGUGAAAGGUGUACUUUGUGCUCAUUUCAGAAAAUAAAACACAACCUUUCUCUUGAUGCAACAGUUUUAUAUAAAAAAUGGUCAACAUUAUUUUUGUUUUGUUUUUCAGGUUACCAUAACCCAGCAAAAUUCAUUUAAAUGAAAUAGUGGUUUUUAUAUGAAAACUAUGGGCAGGGUGGGAGGGGUUGAGUAAGUGCCUUAACUGGUAAGCUUAAGGACUGAGGAUGAGGUUAGCCUGUACACCCACUUGUCUUUUAAGGGAGUCUGCAUUGUUUUGAAGAAGCAGGAAGCUCUCAGUUUUUAGGAGUUGCCUGGCCAGUUCUGUUAAGUCCAUUCCCUCUGCCUGUCACACUGUCUUUUUCUGCCUGUCUUUUGCCUGUGUUAACUUUCACUGUUACCUUCUUUUGGUAGUGGUAUAAGAAAAGAAAGGGAGAACUCAGUACCUUCUGUUACUUCUGAGAAGUACUAAAAAACAUUAUCACUUAAUUGUUUGAAAGUAAUAGCUGGCUGAAUUUUAGAGUACUCUCUUCUUUCUGGCUGCCAUGCUGACCCAGUUUCUACUUGGAGAACAGGAUUUUUGAAGCAAGUAUGUAAUAAUGAUUCACAUAAUAAAUGUAUUAAAGUUCACAGAAAGAGGGUGGCAAACACCAUAUCUUAAGUUAUGUCAUUAUUUUUAAAAGUCAACUUAAGUAGAAAUAUGUCCUAGAUUUAAUUUAGUAAAGCAAAAUGAAAACUCAGAGAAUUUUGUGAAAUUUAUUGUAACUUCUGCCAGAUUAGAGCAGUGUUACUAGGUUGUUUUAAUGUUUUUUCUUCUAUUAAACUCAACCAAGAAAGAAUAACUGUAAUGUUGUCAAGUCUCACUGUGCUUUACAUUCACACACGAACACAAAAUUAUAUUUCUAGAAGGAACCAAAGGUAAAUAACCAGCAUUUCCUUUAUCACUAAUAGACUCAGAAACUCUGGGAAGUUGAGUGUGCCAGUUGACAAUUUUAACUAUUCUAGUCACUUUUUAAUUGGAAUCUUAAAUAGAGAAAACUGUUAUGACAAGCCAGUUUAACCUCAUGCCCUGUAUCUAUUUGUGACCCUGCAUUUCAAAACAUGAUUCAGGAACCAGUAAGGAUAUUCUAAAGAAGGUAAUUUUCACUUUUUGCCUAUAACAUGAGUUUCCAGUUGACCGUUUUAUUUUUGAUGAUAUUAUUUUUGUUGGUGUAACAAAAUUAAUGGAAGAAAAAACUUUGCUUUUAUUUGAGUAUUGAGUACUAGCUAAUAAAACAUUAGAGGAAGUGAAGAAAUGUUUUGAAAUUUAGCAAAAUAGAGUAUUCAAGUCUCUGAUAUUUCAACAUGGUGAGUCUUAGCACUUCAGACUUUACUAUAAGGGAUAGCAUCUAAAAUUAUUCUUAUUUGUCACACAUGACACUUCUGCUGGCCACAAGCAGCUAACCUAAAGUGGAACUAUUUAUGUGACAUGACUAGCCUGUGUUUUAAAAAUUAAAUAUUUUAUAUAAAAUUGACCUGUGUUUGGAUAGUCUUUCUAAUUAAAAUUUCAGACAUAUAUCCAUGUUGGGACAGUGGCUGGGAAGACAGGGAAAUUGCUGACUUCGAAAUAGAAAACUGAAACUAUGCCUUUUAAUAACCUGUACUUUCUAAGACAGUGUAACAAUACCUUACAUAUGUAGAAGAAAAGGGAUGCCAGUUACACCAUAAUGUAGUGAUGAGAGGCCAGUUAUUGCAGGGUAAUCCCAGGCUCAGGUGGUGUUACAUGGAAACAGUGUGUCUUGUAACAUGGCAAAAUAAUCAGCCAAGUGUAAAUGUAUCUCUGCAAAACAGUAUUUCAGUUCAGUGAGUUUGGAUUAAGAAUAGCUGGAAAAUCACUAAUUAUUUAGGUUAUAAUCUAUAUUCUUGAGUAAAAUCUAAACUAAUUGGGAAGUUGUGGUAGAACAAGUCAGACUGCAGAUAAAAAAUGAACAUAAAAACAGUUAACUUAUGGAAAAACAUAAUUUUCCUGUGAAGUUUGUAUGUCUCAACAUGAAUUUUUCCUGCAUGGAAACAUCAGUAUGUCCCAAGAUUCAGUCUUUAUCUUUUGGAAAACUUAAAAGUAUUUUUAGAGAGUUGACUGACUGAGCUGCUUUAUGGAAUGUGAAACAAUGUGGCAGUUUAACUGUUUCCGCUUCUGUUAGCAAAUACAAAUGUAGUGACUAAACAUGCUAGUCCAGUUCUUGGGAUAUAUCCAUAAUCAUGAGGGAGAUUUAAUCAUGUUAUCUAUGAAGCUGGUAGAGUUUCUUGUAAAUGUAUGGAGGGAGAAGCUAGGUGCUUGUGCUUGAGUGAAUAAAUCAUGCUUGAGUGAACGUAGCAUGAAUAUUUGGGUAAAGUUUUAUAUUGAAAUUUGAAUGGAGAAAUAAGGUCCUGUAAGGAAGCAAGGCCAGAAAAUCAGUUAACAAUCUUUAACUUGAAUCUGACUAGUUCAUAAGUGCUGAGAUUUGAUGCAAACACCUGCAGUGUGGGUUAGAUGCUUCUGAACUGAAUCAACGGCCCCUGUGUGUGAAGGUUUUGGUGAAUUUGCUGUACGCUCACUCCAGGUUGUUUGCAGUGGAACUUAAAUGCAGGUGUUGAAUACAUACAUGUUUGGGAUGCUGGGUUGGCUAUUUUCAGCCUGAACUUGACCCACUAAUAGACCACAAUACAGCUGAAGAAAAGGCAAAGAGCUUAUUUUUUGUACCUGGUAUUGUCAGUGUGGUUCCUCUACACCUACACCACAUCUGAUUCUGCAGUAAUUUUUUUCAUUGCUUUUUUGUUGCAGCCUCAUUUAGCUCUGGCUGGCCUGGAACUCAUUAUGUAGUUAAUUAAGGCUGGCUUUGAGCUCCUGAUCCUCCUGCCUCUAUCCACCAACUACUAGUGUAAAGGUAGCUGCUACCAUGCUUAUGCAAUACCAACUUGUUACUAAGGAAACCCAAUAACCUGAUGAGUAUUAGACUAGACUAAUACUUUAUCUAAAUUAUUAAUAAUUUUUAAGGGCUAGGAUAUAGUUCUGUGAAUGCUUGCCUAGCAGGUACAAUGCCCAGGUUUAAUCCCUAGCGUGUACACAUACACACACAUACACACACACACUAAAAACUUGGUACUGCCAGGCAGUGGCAAAUGUCUGUAUCCUAAUGCUUGGGAGACAGAAGCAAAAAGUUUGAGGACAGCCUGGUCUACUUAUUGAGUUGGGAAUCAACCAGAGUUACAGGGGAAAACCCCAUUUUCUUUGACUAUAGAAAAAAAUAGGAAUAAUAAUUUUGAAAACUAGAAGUUGGUAUCAGUUGUAUUUCAUGUUUGUAGUUACUAAAAGGCUCCUGUGCAUUUUCUACAGGCUACACACAAAUUGAAACCAAGGCAUUAAAAAUGUAUUUCCUUUUUGCACAGCAGGAUUAGUAUCAGGCUUA